AUGCAUGCCAUCUCCCGCAACCCCUCAGCCUCGUGGUUCACUCUAACGCAGGAGGAAAUUCCAUUCGUGAUCUCACAAUGGUGUAUGAGAUCUUCACUUCUCUUCUCUACGGUGACAUCCUAUCUCGGAGCCAAGCUUUUGUUAUCUCCCACAGAAGAACUCGGAAGGUAUUCACAUGAACAAGGUGUCGACAAGGGUCCUCUGACAAUCUGUUUCAGCAAUUAUUCGAAACGGGUUAUAUGGGUACCUGCACCUGCACCUGCCUUACCUACAUCGAAGCAUGAUGGUUUUCAUGCUAGCUUGCUUGCUCGCUUGCUUGCCUGCCCGGGUACGACCGAGGAUGCAUCCAUGGUUCAAUGGGAGAAGAAAGGCUGA
Botrytis sinoallii is the source of this 375-nucleotide messenger RNA. RefSeq lists its product as uncharacterized. Lineage: Eukaryota; Fungi; Ascomycota; Leotiomycetes; Helotiales; Sclerotiniaceae. The transcript has 2 exons. The record is from RefSeq and is a predicted model, not a curated record. Bases 1 to 375 code for a protein of 124 amino acids.